AUGGAUAAAUAUCGCGUGCCAAACCGUAUGAAUCUAUUACGUGCACGUGAAUAUGGUCUUGAAAAUUCUUUUGUUCAUAUUGAGCAAACACGGCGUAUUGCUGAUUUUACUCUAUGCAAAUAUCGAAGUUUAACACCUUUUCAUCAUUCAUCCAUAUCUACCAUGUGUUUAGAACAGUCAGAAUGUCGAUAUCUAUUAUCGGGUGAUGCUAGUGGACAUAUAUGUUGUCAUGAUAUGUUUCCUUCAAGUUUAGUCGCAACACAUCCAAUCAUAUUUCAAAUCGAUCGAAAUUCUAAUCGGGAUCAUCAUACACAUAAAAUUUGUUCAUUGAUAUGGUAUCCGAAUGACAAUGGUUUAUUCAUCACCCUUGGUUUAGACAAAAAACUUAAAAUAUGGGAUACUAAUCGAGUGAAAAUGGCUGAUGAAUAUGAAUUUGCUAAUUUCGCAUAUUCAGCUCAUAUGGCACAGACAAGAAAUACAUCGCUUAUUGCAGUUGCACAUGAAAAUGGAGAUUUACGUUUAAUUGAUAUUCGAACUGGCUCGAAUUCACAUAUAAUACAUUCGCAUAGCGGAAAAGGAAUCUGUUUAGUCAAAUGGUUUAAUAAUAAUCCAAAUCUACUAGCUAGCGGAGGAGCUGAUGGACGAGUUCUAUUUACCGAUAUUCGUAGUUCUCGUACAUAUUACAUGGUACUCGAUCCUGAUAAUGUAUUAACAGAUCAUCCACAAAUGAGAUCUCGAGCAACCACUGCAUCAACGUCGUCAGUAGCUCAUACUCGCGGGAUUAAGUCUCUCGAAUUUUUGCCAGAUAAUUCACAUUUAUUAACACUCGGUGCAGAUAGUCAUAUGUAUUUAUGGGAUGUAAAUAGUGGCCAACGUUUACUUGUUAAUUAUGGUCGAAUACCAACUGAUAAUGUUCGUAUCAAAACAUUAGCAUGUACACAAAUGAAACAUGAUCGAACGAAAAGUCUUGUCUAUGUACCAUGUGGAAAAUCGAUUUGUGCUUAUGAUAUUCUAUCUGGAGAACGUCUAACAACUUUAAGUGGCCAUUUAGUACCGGCUAGUACCUGUAUAUAUAAUCGUCUAUCUAUCGAACUUUAUUCAUGUUCGGAUGAUAUACUUGUUUGGGCUGCUAUUAAAAAGCAACAAGAGAAUUAUGAAUUAUCAAUGAAAACGCAAGAACGAAGACCAGAAACAACAAGAUCUUUAGCACAAAUAUUAAAUCGAGAUCAAUGGAGUGAUGAUGAAGAUGAAGUUUAA
Molecule: messenger RNA, 1257 nt
Organism: Rotaria socialis
Lineage: Eukaryota; Metazoa; Rotifera; Eurotatoria; Philodinida; Philodinidae
Source: the annotation of a GenBank genome assembly